AUGUUAACUUCCCAUAUAGGUUAUAUAGGGAAUCAAGCCAGUUUAAACCAGAAUGAUCCAGUUUAGCCAUAUACUGGAUAAGUUCGGUGGUAUAGGGCCGUCCCAGUUGAUUCUAUUCUUCCUGGUAUCGUAUUACAACAUCAGCAAAGGAGCUAACUCGAUAUCAACUGUGUUUAUCGCGUACAUUCCAAACAAAAGAUGCAACGUACCACCAUUAGACAACCCUACAGCUUAUCCAAACUUAACAGAGCAGGACAUAUUGAAUUACACGACAUCAUACGAUGAUGGUACACAGCAAUACGAUACUUGUGUUCGGUACGGGUACAACUUGAGCACAUGCACUGGGGACUUGAGUUGUGUCAAUCAAUCUUACCCCAGCAUCGCAUGCGAUAAAGGAUAUCAUUAUGACGAUUCACUAUUCACAAAGACCAUUAUUACUGAGUUCAACCUUGUAUGUGACCGAAAAUAUUUGAAUGCAUUAUCCACGUCUUUCUAUUACAUAGGGAUGCUAGUCGGAUCUUUUUUAUUUGGAAGCACUGCUGAUCGACACACAUGGUGUAUUCAUACACCUCAUGUUCAACAUCAAGUUAUAAUGCAUAUCUUUCCACAGGUUUGGACGUAAACCCACCAUUAUAGCGACAUUUAUUGGCACACUUGGUUGCAUGGUUGGUGUUACGUUUAGCACAACUGUUGAGAUGUACACCGUUUUUAGAACGGGCACCGCUCUUUUUCUAGCAGGGGCAUCUAUUGGCAGUUUCGUUUACGGUAAGAUUAACAUAUAUAGUAGGGUGGGGGAAGACGGGACACCUUUAGCACAUGAUAUCCGAAUAUCCCGAUCGAGUUUUAAACAAUAAACAACGGUCUG
Ciona intestinalis (vase tunicate) is the source of this 865-nucleotide messenger RNA. NCBI's taxonomy places the organism in Eukaryota, Metazoa, Chordata, Ascidiacea, Phlebobranchia, Cionidae. The record is from RefSeq and is a predicted model, not a curated record.